Heterotrigona itama is the source of this 514-nucleotide messenger RNA. The record is from the annotation of a GenBank genome assembly. NCBI's taxonomy places the organism in Eukaryota, Metazoa, Arthropoda, Insecta, Hymenoptera, Apidae.
AAUGAAGCUGUGUUGGAGUUUGGCGCUGGUCGGUAUCGCCCUGUUGAUGGUCAUCGUCACUGUCAGGGCGGAAUCUGAUCUCUGGGAGGAAGACGACAAGGAGGUUCUCGUACGAACCGUUCGCGGCACCAAAGAACGAGCAUCCGGCAGCACUUCGUCGUGCAGAUACGUGAAGGGUCAAUGGUCGGAAUGCGACUCGAAAACCAACACGCGGUCCCGCACGCUGAACCUGAAGAAGGGCGACAAGUCCUGCGAGCAGACCAAGACCAUCCAGAAGAAGUGUAAAAAAGCCUGCCGAUACGAGAAGGGCACGUGGAGCGGAUGCGUGAACCAGCUGAUGACGAGAAUGGACAAUCUGAAAGCGAACAGCGAUGCCUCCUGCGAGAAGACGCGCCGACUGACCAAAAGGUGUAAACCGGAGACCAACACCAAAAAGUCUCCCAAAGGUACUCCAAAGUCUCGACAUUCUCCUUUAACACUAAAUGUACCAACAUCCGGUCAAAUAAACGGUUUG